Brettanomyces nanus is the source of this 1056-nucleotide messenger RNA. RefSeq lists its product as uncharacterized. Gene Ontology annotation, cellular component: nucleus; tRNA (m1A) methyltransferase complex. Lineage: Eukaryota; Fungi; Ascomycota; Pichiomycetes; Pichiales; Pichiaceae. The record is from RefSeq and is a predicted model, not a curated record. Gene Ontology annotation, biological process: tRNA methylation. The transcript has a single exon. Bases 1 to 1056 code for a protein of 351 amino acids.
AUGUCCAUCACCAAAUACAAAGACACCAUCGAGAAUGGAGAUCUGAUAAUGGUAUAUAUUAGUCGGUUGCAUAUCAAGCCGAUCGUAGUUCAGCAGGGUGAAGUUCUCAAUACUCGAUUUGGCUCUUUUCCACAUGAUUCAAUGAUAGGUCUAAAAUAUGGAGCUCAAUUACUGACACCGAAGGGAAAAGGCUUUGUGUACUUAUUACAUCCGACUCCAGAACUAUGGACGGUAUCUCUUCCCCACCGAACACAGAUUGUGUAUACACCAGAUUCCAGCUACAUUCUUCAAAGAAUGAACGUGAUUGGUGGAUCUCGAGUCAUUGAGGCCGGAACAGGAUCUGGCUCAUUUACACAUGCGUUUGCGCGCAAUGUGGGCCAAUCAGGAAGGAUUUUCACGUAUGAAUUUCACGAGGCCCGGUACAAACAGGCCGUACAGGAAUUCGGUGAUCAUGGAUUAAACGAUAUGGUUGUUGUAACACAUCGAGAUGUUUGCUCACAGGGAUUUGUGAUAACCCAAGAAAAGAUCGAUGCGGACUCGGUAUUCUUAGAUCUUCCCUCUCCGUGGGAUGCCAUUCCCCAUUUGGAUGAAGUGAUCAGUCAAAAGAGACAGGUUGAUAUUUGCUGUUUUUCACCAUGUGUGGAACAGGUGAUGAAAACCGUCGAGUCGCUGCACGAGAAUGGAUGGACUCAGGUGGAGAUGACCGAGGUUUCAUCGUUAGUUUGGGAGUCUCGAAAAGAAAUGAUUAGAGAAGUGGAUGAUGCUUUAAAGAGGUUAAAGGAUGUCAAGAAGAGGCAGAAGGAAGGAAUAGAGAAAUUAAAAGAGUUGGCUAAGGCAAAGGCAAAGGCAAAGGCUGAGAUGAAGUCAGAUACAUAUAUUAAACAGCCCAAACUAAAGGAUAGGGACCGUGGAUAUAACCCAUUUGGUAAAGGAAGAAGGAUUGCUGAAGGAGAAGAGGGUUUUGAUUGGUUCAACGUUUCCAAAACCGAACGGGAGAUCAAAAGUCACACGUCUUAUUUAACUUUUGCUGUAAAAGUCCCUCAAUUACAGCUGUAG